Molecule: messenger RNA, 3038 nt
Organism: Coregonus sp. 'balchen'
Lineage: Eukaryota; Metazoa; Chordata; Actinopteri; Salmoniformes; Salmonidae
Source: the annotation of a GenBank genome assembly
GUUCUUUAUGUUGGUGAGUUGGAUACGCCUCACUUUUUAUAUAUUGUUGCUGUGUAGUUGAAUGAAACCUAUGUUAGAAGUUACCUGGCAAUUUAGCUUCACAUAAUUUACAUUUAACGGUAGUGGACCAGUCUGUAAGAUGUCUAGCUAGCUGGUUAGCUAGAUAAAGUUAGUUGCAGGCAGCAAAUGUGUUUAACGUUACUAGGAAAGUAACGUUAGCUAGCUACAGUAACUUGCUAACGUUUAGCAACUUCUUGGUUGUUGUAGCUAAAGCCACAUUCAUUAUGGUUUAAUAUGAAAUCAAAGACAUCUAAGAAACCGUUUAAUUUAUCUGAUCAUUUACAACUUUGAUUGACUCAGCUCAUAGCAGGCUAGCUAACGUGACUGUAUGUGUUGACAGGUGGUCUCACAGAGGAGGUGGACGAAAAAGUACUGCAUGCGGCGUUCAUUCCGUUCGGGGAUGUCACAGAUAUUCAGAUUCCAAUAGACUAUGAAACGGGUGAGAAGAAAUACCUUUACCAUUCAGAGUUUUGCAUAAACGUAAAACGUAAUCAGUGAAGAGAAACUCAUCCAUCCUUCCUGGCUACUUAGCCAGAGUUAACUGCUACUGGAGAUGAAACCAUGAACGUUUAACGUUAGAGCAGAAGUUCAUGUCUCAUUAUAUUGUUUGCUUUGCAGAGAAGCACAGAGGAUUCGCCUUUAUUGAAUUUGAAUUGGCUGAGGUAAGUUUAAUCAACCUCUAUGCAAGUAUGCCAUAUUAUGUUGGAUAUGGCCAGUUAACAAAUGUGUGUGUAUUCCAUCGGCUCAGGGUUCAGCAUGGAUCGCCAUCUAGUGGUUGUGGUGGAUGGUCAUUGGCCAUCAGGAUGAUUGUGUUGUAAUGUUUUGUGAUUCUUUCAUCUUCCACAGGAUGCUGCUGCUGCUAUUGAUAACAUGGUGAGUGAAACACUGUCUGCUUCUAAAGUCAGUUUGGUUUAACUAAUAGACCUUUGCAUUAUCCCCUGUUUUGGUAGUAUGUACUCUGAGACAGUGACUCACAUUUUUCAAAGCUGUGGUAUUGAACCAUUCUCAUUGAUGCACGUUUUUCCUCUGUUUUAUUGACAGAAUGAGUCAGAGUUGUUUGGAAGAACCAUCCGGGUCAACAUCGCCAAACCUAUGAGGAUCAAAAAGGGCUCUUCUCGUCCAGGUGAGUGAUAUGUAUUAGUCUCUCUAUAAAGACUUCAACUGUCCCAUGGCUUUCACCUAUAAUCAAACUCCAUAGAUGUGAUAAAACCACUAACUUUAUGCCAUUUCCUCAGUUUGGUCGGAUGAUGAUUGGCUGAAAAAGUUCUCGGGAACGACCGCCGAAGAGGCUGAGGUGACGGAGUCCACUGGAGAAUCAGCCAAAUCAACAACAGCAGAUGUAAGUUGUGUGUGUGUUCCUGUCGGUCUCUGUGAAUGUAGUACAUUGAGUAAUAACAUCUUAUAUUGUAAAAGCCUGUCACAAUAAUAUAUUAUCAUUGAUUGCAGAGCGAGCCCCCAGCCAAGAAGGGCAGAACGAACCCCCAGGUUUACAUGGACAUCAAGAUUGGCAACAAGCCAGCAGGGAGACUGCGCUUCCUGCUCCGAGCAGACAUUGUUCCUAUGACCGCAGGUAUCCAUGCUGUUCCUUGUUAUAAAGUACCAGGGACAUUUCUGAAAGUAGAACACUGUCAUUAGAGGGAUAUUUAGACAGUAUCAAAAGAGAUCUUAUGUAAAGCUGGAAAGAUCCAGCCAAUUAAGUUUCUCUAGUCCUAUUAAAUAGAAGCAUCAUUCCCUCAAAUCUCCUGUAGAGAACUUCCGCUGCUUGUGCACACAUGAGAAGGGCUUUGGCUUCAAAGGCAGCAGUUUCCACCGCGUCAUCCCACAGUUCAUGUGUCAGGGAGGAGACUUCACCAACCACAAUGGCACCGGGGGCAAGUCCAUCUACGGGCGAAAGUUUGACGAUGAGAACUUUGUCCUCAAACAUACUGCUGCAGGUGAGACACGUCCCUGUCCAGGUGUAAAUAUCUGUAUGUCUGUGAAUGAAUGUGUAGAGUGGUGAGGAAGUGCAUGAUGCAUUGCCAUAUGCAGAUUUGAAUGAGUAUGGUUUCUGAUCACAUGAGGAUGACUUCCUAAUGCGCCCCUCUCUUGUGUGUAAUAGGUCAGCUCUCCAUGGCUAACUCUGGAGCAAACAGCAACGGCUCUCAGUUCUUCAUCACCUGCGACAAAACGGAUUGGCUGGAUAAUAAACAUGUGGUGUUUGGAGAGUUGAUGGAGGGCAUGGAGGUGGUAAAAGCCAUGGAGGUAAGAGGAGGGGAGGGACAUGCAUGGGGAAGAUCUCAAUUGCAUACUCUUUGCGUCCUCUCCUCGUCUCCUUCUUAAACCCAUUGGAUGAGAAAGCCAGAGGUCCCUACCCUCUGACUCUCCUCCAAUGGGUUUUGAGAAGGAGACAAUGAGAGGGGACGUGAGGAGUAGGCAAUUGAGAUUUUCCCAUGGAGGGGAAGAAGGGUCCUAUAGGUGGUUACAGACUGAAGUUGUAUACCAAGACUCAUGUCAUGUUUUCUGUCCCCACAGGCACAAGGAACAAAAGAAGGCAAGCCCAAGCAGAAAGUGAUCAUUUCAGACUGUGGAGAGUAUGUUUAACUUGAAGGACAGAAGAGUGACUGUUGUAUAUGUGUGUAGCUGUGUGUGUGUGUGACCUGUAUGUGUGAAAAAGAUGUGCAGUGUCAGACUGCAGAAUGGUAAACUGUGCUCAGGUUGUAUCAUGUACUGCACAUGUCCAUGACUCAUCUGGUGUACAUGGAUUCUCCCUGUUGGUCCCACCUUCUCUGUGAUGUAAAUAUUACAAUAAACACUUUUUAUAAUGAACAUGAACAUCUGCUGUAUCAAUUUCACAUUUUCUGAAUUUAAAAGAAACCGUUUUCUAUGUUGUUGAUACAGUAUAGGACUGUAUAGUGAAUACAAAUACUUAAAUUUCCUCUAUAAAAUUGUCUUUUAGGAUUUGUCAUUCACAAUGUACCCCAAAAAUUCUAAGAGGUUGU